Molecule: messenger RNA, 925 nt
Organism: Podarcis raffonei (Aeolian wall lizard)
Lineage: Eukaryota; Metazoa; Chordata; Lepidosauria; Squamata; Lacertidae
Gene: ACP1
Product: acid phosphatase 1
Exons: 6
Coding region: 85-561 (158 amino acids)
Biological process (GO): protein dephosphorylation
Cellular component (GO): cytoplasm
Molecular function (GO): non-membrane spanning protein tyrosine phosphatase activity; acid phosphatase activity
Source: RefSeq, a predicted model, not a curated record
ACAGUUGCGAGGGCCUCCGAACUGCCUCUUUCGCUGCUCGGUGCUGUUGGCGGUUCCUGAAAGAAAGAGAGAGAAAGAGAGAGCAUGGCGGCCGGGGAAGCUAAGUCCGUUUUAUUCGUUUGCCUGGGGAACAUUUGCCGCUCUCCCAUAGCCGAAGCUGUUUUUAGGAAACUUGUGACUGAGGGAAACAUUGAAAACAAGUGGGUGAUAGACAGCGGUGCUGUUUCUGACUGGAAUGUGGGGCGCUCCCCAGAUGCGAGGGCUUUAAGUUGUCUGAGAAAUCAUGACAUUCAGACGGGCCAUAAAGCACGACAGGUUACAAAAGAUGAUUUCCUGACGUUUGAUUAUAUGCUUUGUAUGGAUGAAAGUAACUUACGAGAUCUGAAAAGAAAAAGCAAUAGUGUUCAAAACUGCAAAUCUCAGAUUGAGCUGCUUGGGAGCUAUGAUCCACAAAAGCAGCUUAUUAUUGAAGAUCCGUACUAUGGGACUGAUGAAGAUUUUGAAACUGUUUAUCAACAGUGCCUUAGAUGCUGUAAAGCAUUUUUGGAGAAACCUCAUUAAUGGGGCAAGUGUUUCUGAAAGCAAAUAAUAUUUAGCUGUUCUGUAAAAUUAUUCUCAAUUGAUAUUAAAUUGUAAAGAUUCUAAAAAUAAGUCCUUUUUUAGCAUUUCAUGAUGUGCACAGCACCUUGUACUUGAGAAAUGGUAGGCUUAUAAAAUUAAUAUUGACCUUGAUCAAGCAUCUAUAUAAGGGGGAAAGCAUCCAGUACUGACAAAAUAAAUGUGUGUGAUUCUUGGUAUACAUAUUCCACAUAAUAUGUAAAAGAAUUCCUGUAUGCAUACUCUAAAUAUGAUACACCUAUGUCUGUUUUCCAUUGCUACUUGUAUGUAUGGUACUUUUAAACCUUAAACAUCUUUCUUAGAAGUA